AUGUUAUCCCCGGAUUGUGAAAAAAAAGAUAAUGACAGUAGACCGGAUUCUUCAGAAGAUGACCCCAUUACCCCAAUUAUACAUCCAGCUCUAUCAGCUGAUCCCUCUGAUCCUGGGAAAUGUUCUCCUGAUCACUCUGAUAUUGGUGCAUCUGUUACAGCUCUGACAGUAGAUACAGUGUUUCCCUGUUCUAUAGAUGCCAAAUGUUUUACACAGAACACAAACCUUAUUACCCAUCAAUCAGCUAAGGCAGGUGAGAGGCCAUUUCCAUGUUCUGAGUGUGGUAAGUGUUUUCCAUACAAAUCAGUUCUUGUUAAUCAUCAGAGAAGUCACACAGGUGAGAAGCCAUUUUCUUGCUCUGAGUGCGGGAAAUGUUUUACCCUGAAAUCAAAUCUUGUUGCACAUCAGAUAAGUCACACAGGUGAGAAUCCAUUUCCAUGUUCUGAGUGUGGGAAAUGUUUUACAUCCAAAUCAGCUCUUGUUAGACAUCAGAGAAGUCACACAGGUGAGAAGCCAUUUUCUUGCUCUGAGUGCGGGAAAUGUUUUACCCUGAAAUCAAAUCUUGUUACACAUCAGAGAAUUCACACAGGUGAGAAUCGAUUUCCAUGUUCUGAAUGUGGGAAAUGUUUUACCCAGAAAUGA
Pseudophryne corroboree (corroboree frog) is the source of this 642-nucleotide messenger RNA. Its product is annotated as gastrula zinc finger protein XlCGF71.1-like. Lineage: Eukaryota; Metazoa; Chordata; Amphibia; Anura; Myobatrachidae. The transcript has a single exon. The record is from RefSeq and is a predicted model, not a curated record. Gene Ontology annotation, molecular function: DNA-binding transcription factor activity, RNA polymerase II-specific. The coding region runs from base 1 to 642 and encodes 213 amino acids. Gene Ontology annotation, biological process: regulation of transcription by RNA polymerase II. Gene Ontology annotation, cellular component: nucleus.